AUGCCAAGACAUUAUAAGAAAAAAGUGGAGAAGCGUACCUACGCCAAUUAUUCAACAGCUGAUUUACAAAAUGCACUUGCCGCCAUUAGGGGUGGUAUGUCGCAAGCAAAGGCAAGCAAAAAAUUUAAAAUUUCGCGGGGAACCCUUCAAAACAAGUUGAAGGGCAGCCACGAACGGCAUCCAGGUCACCCAACCGUGUUUACCCCCAUGGAGGAGAACUUGUUGACAAAGACAUUGAGUACAGUGAGUGAUUGGGGUUUUCCCUUUACAAAAGCGGAUACUCGGCAAGUGUUGCAUAAAUAUUUAGAAAAAAAAGGUCGUGUUGUUAAAGAAUUCAAGGACAAUGUUCCAGGUAGUGAUUUUCUGGAGCACUUUAGCACCAGAAACAACCUUAGUGUUCGUUUAGCCGCGAAUAUCAAACGAACACUUGCAGCGUUAGGACUAAAUACUAUAAAUGAGUUUUUUGAGAAUAUUAAAGACGUUUUAAUGGAUGCAGAUCCUCGACUGGUCUUCAACUAUGAUGAGACCAACGUUCAGGAUGAUCCUGGAGCUAAGAAGGUGGUGGUCCCCAGAGGAACAAAACGCGUUGAACGGGUCCAGCAACAUUGGAAAGCAUCGGUUAGCAUUAUGGUAUGCGGCAAUGCCGCAGGUGAACUUUUGCCGCCAAUAGUUGUUUACAAAGCCGGAAAUUUGUACGCGAAUUGGACUCAAGGAGGUCCGCCUGGAACGGUUUAUGCCAAUACAUCUAGUGGUUGGUUUGAUAUGAUUCAAUUCGAGAAAUGGUUUUUCGAUAUUCUGCUGCCUAAAAUUAAAGAUAUGAACACUCCUGCGAAAAAAGUUGUAAUCGGAGAUAACUUAGCCUCUCAUUUGCCUCCAUUAGUAAUCCAGGCAUGCGAGCAGAACAACAUUUAUAUGACACCUUUACCCCCAAAUAGCACGCAUAUAAUGCAACCAUUAGGUGCAACAUGA
Messenger RNA from Anthonomus grandis grandis, 969 nucleotides. RefSeq lists its product as uncharacterized. Bases 1 to 969 code for a protein of 322 amino acids. The record is from RefSeq and is a predicted model, not a curated record. Gene Ontology annotation, molecular function: DNA binding. NCBI's taxonomy places the organism in Eukaryota, Metazoa, Arthropoda, Insecta, Coleoptera, Curculionidae. Gene Ontology annotation, cellular component: nucleus. The transcript has a single exon.